GGGAAGCAGGAAGUGACUUCGGGAGCGGAGCCGGCGCGCGAGCGGCAGCGGGGGCUGAUGGAAGUGGAGUGGGGGCUUGAGAGGGCACCGUACCGUAUUCAGCAUGCUCCAAGGCUACAGCACCGUGUUCCAGGCCUUGCUGGGGACCUUCUUCACCUGGGGGAUGACGGCAGCUGGGGCGGCUCUUGUGUUCGUAUUCUCUAGUGGACAGAGGCGGAUCCUAGAUGGAAGUCUUGGUUUUGCUGCGGGGGUCAUGUUAGCAGCCUCCUACUGGUCCCUCCUGGCCCCAGCAGUUGAAAUGGCCACAUCCUCUGGAGGCUUUGGUGCCUUUGCCUUCUUUCCUGUGGCUGUUGGCUUCACCCUCGGAGCUGCAUUUGUCUACUUGGCCGACCUCGUGAUGCCUCAGCUGGGUGCAGCAGAAGACCCCCAGACGGCCCUGGCACUGCACUUGGACCCUGCGUUGAUGAAGAAGUCUGAUGCCGAGGGUCCCAGGCUGCUCUUCCCUGAGAGCGAACUUUCCAUCCGGAUAGGUAGAGCUGGGCUUCUUUCAGACAAGAGCGAGAAUGGCGAGGCGUACCAGAGGAGGAAGGCGGUGGCCGCCGACCUUCCGGAGGGCCCUGCUGACCCCAUGCCUUCUCCAGGGAGCCUGGCCCCCCCCAGCGGCAGCAGCUGGAGGAGAAUCGCACUGCUCAUCUUGGCCAUCACCAUACACAACAUCCCAGAGGGUCUUGCUGUCGGAGUUGGAUUUGGAGCUGUAGAAAAGACGGCGUCCGCCACCUUUGAGAGCGCCAGGAAUUUAGCCAUUGGAAUUGGGAUCCAGAAUUUCCCAGAGGGCCUCGCUGUCAGCCUCCCCUUGCGAGGGGCUGGCUUCUCCAACUGGAGAGCCUUCUGGUACGGGCAGCUGAGCGGCAUGGUGGAGCCUCUGGCCGGGCUCUUUGGGGCCUUCGCCGUGGUUCUGGCUGAGCCCGUCCUGCCCUACGCCCUGGCCUUUGCUGCUGGCGCCAUGGUCUAUGUGGUCAUGGACGACAUCAUCCCCGAAGCUCAGAUCAGCGGGAAUGGGAAGCUGGCAUCCUGGGCCUCCAUCCUGGGGUUUGUGGUGAUGAUGUCAUUGGAUGUUGGCCUGGGCUAGUGUUGGAGCGCUUCGGACCCCAGGAAAGGCCACACGAGGACACAGCAAGGCUUGGCUGCCCCGGGACCACGGACUUCUCUUCACAUUGGCGUUUUACUUUUUCUCCUGUUCAUCUCAUUAUCCUGAUUGACUCUGAUUACAUGACAAUUUUUACUUUUCUUUUGAGGGAGAUACCAGUUUUAUUUUUGGACUUCCAAGGUGUCAGUUGGACUACAGAUUUUUGGCCACUGAAUGGAAUCUUGCUUCAGUGGGGUUACAAUCCAGGGAAACCCCUGCUUUGGGGCCGUCAGUCUCCCUCACUAGAUGCAAUGGCCACUCCCCAAGUCACCUACAGAAGCAAGCUACCCAGAGAGAAGUCUCCUAAGCAUUUUUGCCCAGUGGCUCAGAGCAGAGUCGCCAGGACAUCUCUCGUGUCUCCCUCCUGAUCUGGAAUUGGAGCAGCGUGGAUGUAGCCACCUACUACUCUCCCAGGUCCAACCAGCCCCAGGGGAAAUACACCUUCCUCUGCCUCCCCGAGGGAGAUGCUGAGUGGGGUGAGGGUGCAGACAGAGGGAAGAAAAUCAGAUAGUCUCUCUUCCCCUCUCUCUCUCAUUUUUUUUUUUUUGCAAAGAUUGACAUUUUGAAAUUACGGGAAUUAGAGAAUUGCAACAACUGUGAACGCACUGUGAGCCCUGAGGAAAGAAGGGUCUGUAGCUUUGAUCUGAGACCUCUGUUCUCUGGGGAUUCCAAGAGCAAAGUGGCUUGUCAUGGUUUCCAAAUCCCUAUGACAUUCUUUUUGAUAAGUUUAUAGGCCUUCAUUUUGCUAAGA
Messenger RNA from Pteronotus mesoamericanus, 1937 nucleotides. RefSeq names its product solute carrier family 39 member 11 (gene SLC39A11). The transcript is spliced from 10 exons. Gene Ontology annotation, biological process: zinc ion transmembrane transport. Gene Ontology annotation, cellular component: membrane. NCBI's taxonomy places the organism in Eukaryota, Metazoa, Chordata, Mammalia, Chiroptera, Mormoopidae. The coding region runs from base 104 to 1129 and encodes 341 amino acids. Gene Ontology annotation, molecular function: zinc ion transmembrane transporter activity. The record is from RefSeq and is a predicted model, not a curated record.